This is a messenger RNA of Penicillium digitatum Pd1, 204 nucleotides long. Lineage: Eukaryota; Fungi; Ascomycota; Eurotiomycetes; Eurotiales; Aspergillaceae. The record is from RefSeq and is a predicted model, not a curated record.
AUGGCUAGUAAUCUCUUCAUCCCGAUACACUGCGGAUGGAUAAACUAUGAAGAGCCGUUGGAGCAUAACAUUUUUCAAGAGUUGUGCCUUGUCGCUUCGGCGAUGACUGUGGGUGUCCUGACCGACAACCAAACAGUGUGGGAUUUCGUUGUGAAACAUCUCCAGUCUGGGGAUGGAAUGGGAAGUAUCCAGGUGUCAUGGUAA